AUGGGCAGCAGGGAGCGGGCGCGCGUCCUCCGGGUGCCGCCGCCCUUUCUCUUCCCCGACGGGGCGGCCGGAGAGCGCGGGGAGCAGCCUGGUGGUGGAGGUGGGUUGCGGGGCGCUAGGUGCUGGGGGGACGGGGGUGGGACCUGGAGAGGGGGAGGCUAGGAAGAAGCCGCCUCCUCCCUCCCGAGCACUGCCCGCCCCGUCUGCCUUCUUUCGCACCCCCAGGUCCCCGGACGGAGGGAGGCGGCGGCGGCCCCAGGAAGAGGAAGCGGACCACCUUCAGUCGGGGCCAGUUGAGCGAGCUGGAGCGCGUCUUCGCCGCCCUGCCCUACCCGGACAUCGGGACGCGCGAGCGCCUGGCCGAGCUCACGCAGCUGCCCGAGGCCAAGAUCCAGGUGAGCCCCGACGGCUCCUCCGCCUCGGGAGGACCCCUGCCUCUCAAUUCCCCAUCUCUCAUCGGCUCCCUCUCCCCCCAGGUCUGGUUCCAGAACCGCCGCGCCCGCAGGAUCAAGAGCAGCGCCGCGCCCCGCCGGGCUCAGGCUGGCAGCAAGCCCGAUGGGCAGCCGGGAUUGAGCGCCACGCCGCCGCCCGGCAGCGCCUCUGUCUUCCUGGGCUGGGAGGAGGCGGCGGCGCACCCUCGGUGGCCGGGGUGCUCCGUCCGAGAAGAGGAAGAGGCCGCGGCGUGGACCGCCCUGUCGGGCCGCUGGGACGCCUUUCCUCCGCCUCGCACCUCCCUGGGGAGCAUCUCGGACCUCAUCUACAGCGCCGCCCUGGUGGCCAACUUCGGGGACCUCUAG
Molecule: messenger RNA, 797 nt
Organism: Podarcis lilfordi (Lilford's wall lizard)
Lineage: Eukaryota; Metazoa; Chordata; Lepidosauria; Squamata; Lacertidae
Source: the annotation of a GenBank genome assembly